Messenger RNA from Haemorhous mexicanus (house finch), 3801 nucleotides. Its product is annotated as baculoviral IAP repeat-containing protein 5.1-like. Lineage: Eukaryota; Metazoa; Chordata; Aves; Passeriformes; Fringillidae. The record is from RefSeq and is a predicted model, not a curated record. The coding region runs from base 3038 to 3589 and encodes 183 amino acids. The transcript has 4 exons.
CAGGGGCUGCUCCUGUCCCUGGCACUGAAGAAAUCACAGCAGAGGUGGCAGUAGGAUAUUUUACACCUUGCAGGAACAGUUCAUUUCUUUUCUCCUGUCCUGCACAGCAGAGCUGAGCCACUCAGAGCCCAGUUUCUUCCUGCUCACACACUUUGUGAGUCAGGGGAAACAUUUCUUGGCAAGCAAAGGCCUUCAGCAGGAGGUCUGUAAAUGGUCAUGAGCAUCAUUUCCAGAGUCUCUUAAAACCUCAAAGCAGUUUUAUUUUUACAGCUAUUAAUUUGUGUAGAAUUAAUUAAUAUCCAUUAGGUACAACUGUAUGUAUGAGACCAUGCACCUAUAGGUUUUUUAACACCACUGUGGUAUAAAAUAUUGUUCAUAUCAUACAAUAUUUUAGCUUUUUUUAAAUUCUUACCAAGUUUGGUUUCUGGCCUUUACACAGACAUCAGGUAGAAAUGUUUGGUUUGGUUUUCAAUUGAGACCAUCUAGCUAAAUACACAAUCUCAUUUAGAUAAUCUACAUUAAUUAUAGAAAAAUAAUGGAAAAUAAUGUAAAAUGUGAUUGCAAACACACAUCCAAUUAUUAAAACAGCGGAUAUGUUUUCCCAGUCUUACCUUUUUAAAAAAAAAAUCCACCUAGAGAGCUGUAUGAGAAUGCCACAGCAACAGGUUUCACUUGAGGAAGUAUGAGACAAGCAAGAAAACAAAUGUACUCCACUAUUGGCAAUAAUUGAAACUAUUUCCUUGCAGUGGAAGACAGUUAUUUCAUUUCUGAGCCUCUCUGCCCCCAGAUCAUGGACACACUUUCAUCAGGGUCACCUUUAACUGAUUUACAAAGUUGCAACAUUACUCAGAGCUUUUCUGCACUUACUGGAAAAGUCAGGAUCAGACAGUGGCUAUCAGAUAUUUAAUGCACUGUACUGUUUAAAAUACAAUUUAAACCUUUUAUUCCAUGUCAUGCCACCUCUUAUGUACCUUCCAGUGAAAUCUUCCAACUACCCAUCCAUUUAGUCUGGACCUAUGAAAUUCUGACAGUUUCAGAACACUUCUGCAAACAGUAUUCUCUUGAAGGAUGUAGACAACCUACUGUAAAAUGCAGGACACCUUUACAGGUAGACUUGAAAUGUACCUGUCAUUCCCAACAGCAUGGAACUCUGACAGAAUUAUAGGCAGGAAAUGCAAGAAAUACAUCUUGGGAUGUGUCAGUACAUGUAUAAUCUUACUUUCUAGUAUUCUAGCAGUACUUUUCUACAUAAGAACUGAUUUGGGCUGUUGGGAAUUUUUUGUUUGUUUGUUUUAAAUGCCAUAAAAACAAUCAAAGCAAAAAAAAAAUCCAUAUUUCAAUUCUGAUGCAUAAAUAUCACCUGGGACUCCAAGGUCCCAUAUUACUGUGGUGGUUUUGAAUAAAUAAUACAUCACACAUAAUGCAUUUGUGAAAAAAAUAGCACUUUCAGAUAAGACUGCUUACAAGAAACAUUUAAACUAUUAUGGCUUUGUCCCAUUUUUGCAUUUUCUGUUUGAAAUUACACAAACCAAUUAGUUAAAUAGAUCAUGACAUCACAAGAUGAUAAAAUAUGCCAAAAUAUUUAACCUACACUUUCUUUUAAACAAUAGACAAAUUAUUCAUUCCUGAAAACAAUCCAUAUGCAUGAAUCAGUGCCUUAUGUUAAAGAGAAGCAUGAGAUCCAAAAACUUUACCAUGUCUUUGGGCAGUUAAAAACAGGUUUUGGGUUUGGUUUGGCAUUUCAGCUUUUAGUUAAAUGAAGUUCCUUGCUUCAUACAAAUGCACUCACACAUGCACACACAUACACACACAAACAUCAGCUACAUAACAAAGAGAUUAAAAUACCUGAUCAUCAGCCAACUUAAGAAAGGCUGUCUUGGAGUCAUCACCAGGAGAAACUGUUCAUAUCAGUGCUUGGAGGGCCCAGGGUAUGAAUGAUAAAUUCCUGCACCAUGGGUAUUAUCUGGAAAAAGGAAAAAAAAUGAAUUAAAGUAUCCUAUUUUCAUGUAACAAAUGUUAUUCUAAAUAUCUGAAUGUCAAUUUCAAGGACAGUAUUCCUGCAUAUACAAUAGACAUCAGUGCAGUCCCAGAGGAACCAGUGAUGUAGCAUUUGUAAAUCUAGGCAAAACCAAUGCCCUGAGAGCUGACAUUGGAAGCCCUAUACAAAUGUUCUUUAAUCUCAUUUCUGCCACCACAUCUGGACAGAAUAAUGGGCUGGAUUAUUUUCUGCACUAACUCCAUCUGUAUUUCAGAGAAUAUUUAAAUUUUCAAGUCUCAAUGCACCAUCCUUCAGAGGUGUUAAGAUCUUGGCUUAGAAAGCUGCUGCAUGCAGCAGUCUUGAAGACACUGAUGUUUAAACUUCUACUGCAUUUAACUGGACUCUGUACCAAAACAAGAGACAGUUUAUAAAACAACAGCUUAAUGCUUCAAUACUGUAAACCCCUACAGAUACCCGCCUCUAAAAUAUUAUCAUCCAGCAUCUGGCUGUGAUCUGUAAUAUUUUAAAAGAGAACAGAAUAGUUCUUAUAAAAUAACCACCUCCUCUUUAAGGAAAUGCAACACUAUUUGCAAAGACAAUCCUAAGAAUUAAUCUGUAAAUGUAAAAUUCAAGAAACACUGAAGGAUUCAAACAGCAAUGUCAAUUCAACCCCUUUGCUUGCAAUCAGGAUAGUACUUUUUAAAAGUUUCUGUAUUUGUAACUAGAGUUUUUAACUUGCAGUUUUUGACAUUCCAGCUGUAAAAUCUGCAAUUACCAUAGGUGCUUUCAGUUAAAAAAGCAAAGUUAAAAAGUUCUCAGUUAAAAAAGUUUCUGUGUCCUGCGUGACCAAGGACACAAACUGUGACACAAAGGAAAGAAAUUCCAGCAGCUUCAUUUCCCUUGAUUGCCCUGCCCAUAAACUCACCUGUGUUAGGAAGGGACUAAGGCUGUGUUAGGCCUUCCCCUGCUCUCCAGAUGCAACGUGUCACCAAUUAGCAAAGGCCUUAAAUGUGAGAGCAGGAGGGAGGCUCUCCCUGUCACUGACUGCAGGCUUCACAGAUGGAGACACUGCUGCAAGAGCUCAGCUCGGCUGCCAAGCUCUUAACAGACUUUAAGGAGAUGUAUGAGUAUGAGACCCGUUUAAAAACCUUCACCAAGUGGCCCUUCCAGGAAAACUGCAAGUGCACUCCAGAGAAUAUGGCAAAGGCUGGCUUCAUCCACUGUCCAAGUGCAAAUGAACCAGAUGUGGCAAAGUGUUUCUUUUGCUUGUUGGAGCUGGUGGGCUGGGAACCAAAUGAUGACCCAUGGGAGGAGCACACCAAACGUCACACCUGUGACUUUUUAUCUCUUCCCAAGCACUUUGAUGAGCUGACAAUGGAGGAGUACUACAUGCUGGAGAUGACACGGCUGAGGACCGUCAUUUGCACAGUAGGCAGCCGCACGAUAAACUCUUUCCGAGAAGAAGUCGCUGCGACGAGGCAGAGGCUGGUGAAUUACUUUGGCUCCAGACCCUCGCUCCCGGCGCCGCCGCCUGCCGGGGCUGAGCCUGCAGCUCAGCGGCCGGGAGGCUCCGCUGCCGGCCGGGAGGAGCCCGGGACAAGCGAGCUGUGACCUUCGGCUCUGCAAGUGUCUCUUAGCCCGGUGCAAACCUCGCUGUCCAAAGCUGAGCAGGUGUGAGGCAGUGGAUCAGGGGUGAGAACAGACGGGGGGCCUGUCUCCCACAGCGCGCUCUCUCCGUGAGGCUGCCUGGGGAGCUCAGAGUGCUUCCACUACCCUGACAGCGGGUGAAAAAUGUCCGAGCAAACACUUCAAUUCUGGUUUUU